GCUACUCGAGCAACAUGGCCUCUCUGAGGAAGGAAGCGUUGGUCGAGAUCGCAGUCGGUUCUGACGACAAUAGGAUGUCAUCAGUCCAGACUCUCCGACAGUACGUCAACGAUCGCCUGGCCGCCGCUGCUCGAGAAAUCUUCCAAGUGUUCGAGCUCACCGUGUCCGGGUUGGAAGAAGAGGUGGACCGCCAGCGGAAACAGUUGGACGGGCUCCUGAAGCCCGCGGUUCUUCUGCAGAUGAGAGAUGUGCAACAGCUGGCCAAUACUGAGGAGUUUCAUCCUGAGCAGCAUGAGUGGAGUUCCUCUGUACAACAGACUGGAUCUGCACCCGUACCUGCCACUGAGGAAGAAUUAAAUUUUGUCAUUGUGAAGAUUGGAGAUGAUGGAGUCGUAACUCAGCCCCUGAACCUUCCUCAAGCAGAAAUAGAAGAGCCUGCAAGCAGCAUUUCAACUCAGCAUCUGAUGGCAAGGUCUGACCAAGUAGCAGCAGCUGCAGCCCCCGAGAUAUUGACCACAGUCCGUCAAGUUCCAGAAGAAGAGCAUUCACUCUCUUCUGAGUCCGAUACUGAUGACAGCAGUCACUGGAGGGAAACCAGUGACACCACAGUGACUUCAAAACGCCAUUUGUAUAAGAAAAGAGGUGACACUAAUGACACUUCACUCACCUGUCCUGGAUGCGGGAGAAUAUGUACAUCCAAGUCUGGGCUAAGUAUGCACAAAAGAAUGUGCACUGGAGAAGUCACGUUCACUUGCUCGUUUUGUAGGAAAAGUUUUAACAAGAGAAGUGUUUUGAAAAAACACAUGAAGAUACACACUGGAGAGAGACCAUUCUUCUGCACGGUGUGUAGUAAACGUUUCAUAGAGAGGGGGAAGCUGAAGGUCCACAUGAGAAUUCAUACGGGAGAGAAACCUUACAGCUGUUCUGUGUGUGGGAAGCGUUUCAUUGAGCGGUCAAACUUGAAGAUCCACAUGAGGAUUCACACAGGGGAGAAACCAUAUAGCUGUUCGGUAUGUGGCAAAUGUUUCAACCAGUGUACCCUCCUGAAGACCCACAUGAUCAGUCACACAGGAGAGAAACCGUUUAGAUGCUCAGAAUGUGGUAAGUCUUUCACUGGAAGAGGAACCCUGAAUGUUCACAUGAGAACUCACACCAGGAACAAACCGUUCAGCUGCUCAAAGUGUGGCAAGAAUUUCCCUGACAAGGGCUAUUUGAGAAAACACAUGCUCAGUCAUGAUCAAGGAGAAGACCGGAAUUAGUCUGACGAAACAAACAAGAUCAAGAGUCAUGAAGCUGGUAACAGGAUAGUCAUUCAGCCAAGCACAUCAAGGUUUGUACGCUCAGUAGGUCAAUGUACUUGAAAUUAUUAAGACAAGUUGACAAUAAAUAAUUAGUGAUUAGACAUUUUUAUAUACUUUACAUGACAUUUAUGCUUAUUUGUAUAGUGAGACUCUGCGGAGUGAAUGUAAAAGUGAUGAGCGGAUUCAGGUUGAGAGGAGGAUCAUCUCUUCUUGAUUGCCAUUGUGAAGAGCAGACAGGACAAGAUAUAGAGGACCAUGAUGUUUGCUGACAGUAUAGUGAUCUGCGGUUAGCGCAAAGAUGAGCUGAAGAGGAAUGAGUUGCAGUUGCAACAAGGUAUCUCAAAAAAAAGUUGUAAAACCUUUGCGGGGAUGACAGCGAGGAGGGAAAGUGAAGCUAGAGGCCGCUGUGAUGAUGAAGACAUCUGAGGCAUUUGUGGUAAAUGAGCCAGUGGCAAGACCUUGUGCUACACAGGAAGCCCAUUUUCACAGCUCUCUUGUGCAAGAUGUAAGAAAUGGAAUCAACCCUCACAACCGCACAUGUGCGCCGGCCUGCAACAGCGGUGCAUGGCAGUAUGUAAAGGCGGUUGAAUGUUUGAGAUUCUCUCCAGUUCCAGCCGUGUCUUCCAUCAAUGUGCACUAGCGUAAAGCACACUGAUCGCUACCAAACUAGCUGCUGCGAUGGCAUUUCUACUGGGACAGACUGGUUGCAAUCGGUGCGCUUUAUGUGGGAUGACAUUGGACCUCGGUGUGUGUAUAACAUGGUAUUACUUGUUCAGUUUGACCAUCUGUAACCACUGUAAGACUGAGUGGCAGUGAGUGGAGAAAUGCAGAAAAAAGAGGAACACUAGAUGACAAAUAUGAACUCUCACUCAUCGUUCAGGGCCAUGGAUAAUCUCCACUGAAAAAAGGUUUUGCUGACGGACGUUUCUUGUUAACUCUACUUUUUUCGUUAUUGCUUGCGCAUAAUGCAGUAAUAUGUAUAUUUAUGUUGUCAUGUAUCAUUUUUCUAUUUCCUGUGGCAGAAAUCAGGGAAAAGAAAUUUUAAACUUUAUUUGUAAGAAGAUGUUAAGAUGCAAGUUAGAUUUUUAUUUCCCUUGGACUAAUUUUUGCACCUUCAGGAGGAGUCACCAGCUCUGCAGUUUUGAACCUUGGUUUAUGUUGCAAGUCUAAAGAGUCACACAAGGAUGAAUCCGGAGGAGACCGUUUGGCUGCCCAGAGAGCAUAAAAUCCUUUACAGGAAUGUGAAGUCGCACGGUCAAACUUGAAACUGAAGCGCAAAACAGAAAGAGGAAGAGAAAAGCUCACAGAAACAUGCCUCAUGGAGGAGAAUGUCCCAAUGUAGGGCAACUGAAGAAACUUGAGAGGAAUUGCUGCACCAAAUGUUUGUUACACUGGAAGUCUUUUACUUGUUUAAGAUACUAUUUUACAUUGGGACAUGCAUGAAGUUCAUAUCAACCAUGUAUGUAAUGUUCAGAACUGGCAGGACACCAGGGAG
Messenger RNA from Synchiropus splendidus (mandarinfish), 2796 nucleotides. Its product is annotated as zinc finger protein 32-like. Gene Ontology annotation, biological process: regulation of transcription by RNA polymerase II. Bases 15 to 1259 code for a protein of 414 amino acids. The transcript is spliced from 2 exons. Lineage: Eukaryota; Metazoa; Chordata; Actinopteri; Syngnathiformes; Callionymidae. Gene Ontology annotation, molecular function: DNA-binding transcription factor activity; RNA polymerase II cis-regulatory region sequence-specific DNA binding. The record is from RefSeq and is a predicted model, not a curated record.